AUGAAUUCGCUGCCGUCGAAGCCACUCAAACGCGCAAAGCCAGGCGGCCUGAAUGCGCUGACCCGACGAUAUCCCUUCCUGCUCUUUGGGCUGCCUUUCGUACUCACCAUCGUCGGCGGAUCAUUUGCACUCUCCUCGUUCACUCAGACACGGUACGAUCUCAAGGACAGCAAAGUACGUCAGGUCAGUCAGGAGGAAGAGCUCAACAUGAGCAAAUCUCGCAAGAAAGUCGAUCUACGCGAGGAGUACUUUCGCCUACGUGCUCAGGAAGACGAGCUGGACGAAUGGGAGAACAAGCGAAUCAGCAGGCUGCCUGGUCAAGCACAGUGGGGCGAUAUGGCUCCUCCGCCGACUCAGAAGCAGCUGCAAGAGCAGGCGCGCAGAUCAUGA
This is a messenger RNA of Mixia osmundae IAM 14324, 390 nucleotides long. RefSeq lists its product as uncharacterized. The coding region runs from base 1 to 390 and encodes 129 amino acids. The record is from RefSeq and is a predicted model, not a curated record. NCBI's taxonomy places the organism in Eukaryota, Fungi, Basidiomycota, Mixiomycetes, Mixiales, Mixiaceae. Gene Ontology annotation, cellular component: mitochondrial inner membrane. Gene Ontology annotation, biological process: mitochondrial respiratory chain complex IV assembly. The transcript is spliced from 2 exons.